AUGCCUGCUCCAGUCCGUCGCACAGUAAAGACCCUCGCUGCCGCAGUCUCAACCUGCAGCGCUCCCGCCGCAGUCUACGGCCAAUGCAUCAACAAAAUCUUCGGCGACGUCCAGAAGGACUCCUGCCGCGCUGAGUUUGUCGCUUUCAAGGAGUGUGUUACCAAAGCGAUGAAACGAGCCUGA
Fimicolochytrium jonesii is the source of this 183-nucleotide messenger RNA. RefSeq lists its product as uncharacterized. The coding region runs from base 1 to 183 and encodes 60 amino acids. Lineage: Eukaryota; Fungi; Chytridiomycota; Chytridiomycetes; Spizellomycetales; Powellomycetaceae. The record is from RefSeq and is a predicted model, not a curated record. The transcript has 3 exons. Gene Ontology annotation, biological process: mitochondrial respiratory chain complex I assembly. Gene Ontology annotation, cellular component: mitochondrion.